AUGGCGGGCGGCCGCUCGACAGUGCUGACGCCGGGCGAGUGCUUCCGACAUCCCGUCUUGCAUGAUGACGGGUCCGACGCGGGUUCUGUUCUUGGCGUGGUGCGCAGAGUGAUGUCGGACAACCCAGGGGGCACCGCCUACGAGGUGGAGUACUUUGCCGCUGGUGUGCUCCACGCCAAAGCGCCCCAGAGGCUCACGGCCGCUCAGGCAGCCGAGCGGCACAUGGCAGUGCUCCAGCACGAUGAGGAUUGCCCCGAGCUGCCGGCUGACGUCGCUCAGGCCGCCUUACAUGAGGCUGAGGCCGCUGAGGAGGAAGAGGAACCGCCGCCGAGUCGCGCCGCUAUCGCUGGCCCGGCCAGGAAACGCCCCGCCGGCGUAGGCAAGGCUGGGGGCGACUUGGUGGAGCUCGACGGCGACGAGGAGGCCGACGAGGCGGACGCGGAGGCCUUUGCUGAGCUCGACAGGGAGCUCGCAGCGCUUUCAGGCAAGUCCGAAGGCGCGAAGGGCUCGGCGAAGGACGGCUACCUGGAGCGCCUCAAUAAGUUGCGGGAGAAGCUCGCGACAGUGCGCGGCCCGGAGGCCGCUGCAGGCGGGGCCGCGGCCGCCGCGCCCAACAAGAGGGCCAAGCUCGGCGUGGUGGUCCAGGCUAGGAUGACUGGACAGGCGCCGAGUGCUGCCGCUGCUGGUCCAGCAGAUGGCGGUCGUGCUCGCGGCUCAGGCGAGCGGGCAGUGCUGAAGACGCUCGCCGAGUACCUGAGUCGGGAGAUGGAGAACAUGGCGCAGUUUCUGGACCAUGAUGAUGCUGGAAGUGUGACCAAGCAUAGCCCCGUGGCGCUCAAGUUCUUGUUCCGGGUACUGAAGCCUGCGCACCCCAUUCGUGAGAUUGGCGGGGACCGGUACCGCGAGCUGCGGACGCUCGCGGAGAGUGCGGGCCUCAUAGUCUCGGGCAAGCCCAUUCACGCCCUGGAUUUUAUUUUCUGCAGGAUCAAGGCUAUCGAAAAGACCAUGCGGGAUGGCCAUUCGAGGACGGCGAAGUGGUUCGAGCUCAUUCCCCCCGACAGUGGUGGAUUGAGCCUCUCAGUUGAGGACGAGGAGCUCGUCACGGGCAUCGAGGCCGCCGAGGUGCGCAUGGCCCAGCUGCUCGGGCGCCUCGGGGGCCGCG
Molecule: messenger RNA, 1162 nt
Organism: Prorocentrum cordatum
Lineage: Eukaryota; Dinophyceae; Prorocentrales; Prorocentraceae
Source: the annotation of a GenBank genome assembly